AUGGCCGAUGUGCUUCACUGGAAUACAGAAACCUUGAAUAAGGUCAUCGACCUAAAGAUUACGAAGGAUAUUGACGACGCCGAUACAAAAAUUCCAGUCAAGACUCCCACCACUCGCCUUGUUAUAUUGAGAUACCAAAUCGAUAUAUGUGGCCAGAUAUCUGCUGAGCUUGCACAAUUGUUGAUCAGGUACUGCCCGACUGUAGAGGGAAAGGCUUUCCUGAAGAAUAAGCUUGAAAAACAGGAGAAUUGGGAUGCGAUUAUGAAGCAACAUGUAACCUGUGCAAAACUCAUGCAACUAGCAGAACCAAAAGAACGGUGGCCUGGGGAUCUCUUUUCCGAAUUCAUUCAGAUAUUGCCCAAGCUGCGCCCGCGCUAUUUCUCCAUUGCGUCUUCUCAUAUGGUGGAUCCGGAAUCUAUUGCUUUGACUGUUGGCGUUGUUGAAACUCAGCUAUCGCAGAACGACAACUUCUUUGGUCUCACUACAGGAUAUCUGCGUGCAUUGGGUGAUAAAUCCAUAAUUGAUAGCAACAACGAAUCUGAAUUCUCAGAUGCCUCCGCGGUGGCGCGCCCUCACUACAACCUAGCCGGACCUCGCUCGAUCCUUAACGGUCGCAGAAUAUUUGCCCACGUUCGACACUCUGCGUUCAACCUUCCUAAUGUCCCAACAUUGCCAAUUGUCAUGUUUGCCGCUGGAAGUGGAAUUGCACCCUUUCGUGCGUUUGUUCAGGAGCGUUUGGGUUUAAAGAAGAAGGGAAAGGAAAUAGGUCCGAUGACCCUUUUCUUUGGAUGUCGAUCAAGGGAUGACCUCCUUUAUGGUGAUUUGUGGGAGGAUGCAGUCAGCUUGGGAGUUUUGAAAACGCACUUUGCACUAUCCACGCAUUUGGUAGAUGGUAAGUAA
This is a messenger RNA of Penicillium angulare, 900 nucleotides long. RefSeq lists its product as uncharacterized. Gene Ontology annotation, cellular component: cytosol. The transcript has a single exon. Bases 1 to 900 code for a protein of 299 amino acids. NCBI's taxonomy places the organism in Eukaryota, Fungi, Ascomycota, Eurotiomycetes, Eurotiales, Aspergillaceae. The record is from RefSeq and is a predicted model, not a curated record. Gene Ontology annotation, molecular function: NADPH-hemoprotein reductase activity; flavin adenine dinucleotide binding; FMN binding.